Limulus polyphemus (Atlantic horseshoe crab) is the source of this 2704-nucleotide messenger RNA. RefSeq lists its product as uncharacterized. The record is from RefSeq and is a predicted model, not a curated record. The transcript has 2 exons. The coding region runs from base 82 to 1857 and encodes 591 amino acids. NCBI's taxonomy places the organism in Eukaryota, Metazoa, Arthropoda, Merostomata, Xiphosura, Limulidae.
UGCUUCGUUGGCUCAUACUUGUAGGAGGUUACGGUUAUUGUUAAUACAGGUUUCGGCGUCACUGGAUCAGUCAGGUUUAUCAUGGGAAAUACACUCUCUUCCUACCCAUUUGGACGAGAACUAAUAAAUUAUCCCAAUGCAAUUUUACCUGCAUUACCAGCUGACUCAUCGUCUAAUAGACUGGAUGCAACUCUCGACCAAUACCUAAAAAGAAUGUUCCCUGAGACACAGAUUUAUUAUGAAAAAAUGACAAAAAAAACAUUUACUCCAGUGAUUAAAGUUCCUUCACAAGAUACCUUUGAAAUGAACAUAAAUUUUGUAGUUACUAUACAAGGUUUUUGGUCUGUGGCAUCUCCAGUUAAACAGGAUUUUGCUUGUGCACCACCAUCCCAAACUCAAAAUCUUGCAAGUGCCACACCUCACUAUGAUGAGAAUCGUGACAAAUUAUCAGAUGAAACAACAAAAUAUUCGGUUCCAGGUAAAAGUUUAAAGGAUGCUAUAAUUUUGCUGGGAAUCGUAAUUCUUUACAACAACAAGCUGAUAGAGUUUGUAGAGAAAACAUUAGAAUAUCCACCAGCACCUAUUUCGGAAGUUGUUAAAGUCUGUCUCAAAAAUAUGAAACUUAAUGAGAAACGUAUAAAUAAGCUUCGAGAUCUUAAGGAACAUUUGAUUAAGUAUACAUAUUUUUUGGAGGAAGUGCUUUUGCACUAUACAACUCUUACACACACUAAACUAGUAGAGUUUUCAAUAUUAAAUGAAGAAAAAAGAUCUAUACAUAAAAUCAUCAAUCAAAUGAACCCAGAAGAAUUGCAUCACCUGGUUCAUGAUGAUGUUAUUGUAUUUCCAGAACACGUUCUCAGUUUGGUGCUAGGAAUGAAUGAUUCUUUUGCAGAUCAUCUGAGAAAACUGCCACCAUACAUACGUCAUCAUCAGUCAGACACAUACUGGGUUGAUAAUUUUGUAGAAAAUAACUCCUUUGAAAUUAAUCCAGAGAGUGAAAACUUGGAUGAUGCUCUGAAACAUCUUGGAUUUACCGAUAGCCGGUCAUUUCUCUUAAAGAAAUGGCUAUCAGAAAAUCCAUAUCAAGACCAUCAGUCACUUCUCUACUGGGUGGAUGCCUACAUUGACAAUAUGUUCAGCUAUGACAUUUUGCUUAAUAACGUUAGUCGGUAUCCAUACAACCCGAACAUAGUAGAUGAAUGGCAAAAAGUGACUGUCUCAAGAGACAACACAGACGAUUCGGAUGAAGAUGCCCUAGAAGGUGAUGUCAACUAUAUCAACCUGACCAACUGUGAUCCGUGUAACCUACCACAGCAAGUUAGGGAUCACCUUAAAUCAUUGAACGAAAAAUGCCUUUUCUUCCACGGAACUUCUCAUAAUCAUGCAGAUAAAAUUAUCCAAAAUGGUAUACAGUUAAAUGAGGGUUCUCGUUGUCAGGAUUUUUCACACAAAGAUGGAUUUUACAUGACGUCAAAAAUUGAAUAUGCACUAGACUGGGCGAAACAUAAAAACUAUUCUAAUAGAGCUGCCGUCAUUGUAUUCUACAUGGAUCCAGGAAGUUUAGCCAGCUAUACUCAUCUAGACUUGAGCAACGAUCAAGAGAAGUGGAAACACGUUAUAAAGUACAACAGGUGUGGUAGAGACAGACGUCUGAACAUACCAAAACCAACGAUAAAGGAAUACAGAAAGGCAGACUAUGUUGAAGGUCCAAUGUGUUUCAACCCAAAGGAACUAGUUUUGUCACAAGAGCCAAAGGGAUUUGGAAGAAAGGAAAAUAUGCAAGUUUGUUUAAAAUCGGGUGAUGUCGCACGUUUAUUUGGAAGUAUCGGAUCGAUUAAUGCAGUGUUAUUCCUGUGAGCAUUCUCGCCUUUUCUUACUUUAGUGACAAUUUACUGACCUAAAUACCACAUAAUUAUCAAAUAGUAUUGUUAUGUAAUCUUCUUAUGCAAGAAUGUGCUGGUGUAAAUGGGAAUAUUUACCUUAUUAAAAUCAAUUGAUAAAUUCUUUUUAUAAAAGUCUAGGGAACUAAAAUAUUACAAAUACUUCAUGUUCGCGAAUUUGAAUCAGAAAUGAACAAUAAACAGACAAGACAUGAGUAAUAAAGUUAUGACAAAUUGGCAUACAAGGUAUCGAGCAGCUUUUCUUCAGAUAAAAAUCACUAGUAUAACCAAUAAAGGUGAGCAAAAUUGGUCCUGUUUUUAUAUGCAUGGCUAUGUCACUAGUUUGUUCUUUGUAUUUUUCAUUAAAAUAAAACCGCUACUAGUUCGGUAAGUCUCAUUAGUGUAUAGUGUAUGAAUGGAGGGUUGAUGUGUGGGUCUCUUAGUGGUUUUUAGAAGAAAAGCCUAUGAUAGUCCUUUGGUGAAUUUUUCAACAACUUACCAGUUCAUUAUAGAUAAUUUUACUGCUUGUGUUUUGUCUAUAUAUAUAAUUGUUGAAUUGUGAUUCCAGUUCGUGAACAUGAAAUAUUUUUAAUAUCUUAAUUCCUUAGACUUUUACGAAAAGAAAGUAUUAAUUUAACAAUUUAAUAUUAUUUUUAAUUAGUGAAAUGUCCACAUUUAUUCUAGUACAUGCUUGUAUAGGAAGACCUAUUAGAUAGUUAUGCUGUAUUUAGAUCAGUAAGUUAGUAUUUACGUAAGAGAAAGCGAAAAUGUUCACAAAAAUAAAUAACUUGUUAAUUUACUGAAUGAAUUAUUAAUGUUCUCCU